Molecule: messenger RNA, 741 nt
Organism: Colletotrichum abscissum
Lineage: Eukaryota; Fungi; Ascomycota; Sordariomycetes; Glomerellales; Glomerellaceae
Product: short-chain dehydrogenase
Exons: 4
Coding region: 1-741 (246 amino acids)
Cellular component (GO): cytoplasm
Molecular function (GO): alcohol dehydrogenase (NAD+) activity
Source: RefSeq, a predicted model, not a curated record
AUGUCAGAAAGCGCCACAUACUUGAUCACUGGAGCGGGUCGCGGCCUCGGUCGCGGCCUCGCCGAGGCGCUCCUCCAACGGCCCAACACCACAGUCAUUGCCGCAACGCGCUCUCAAGACCAGGCCUCCGAUUUGCUCAGCUUUCGCACCCACUCCGGAAGCAGACUAAUCACCAUCACAAUCGACAGCCGUUCCCCGAAGGACGCCUCGCUUGCGAUUGAGAAACUGGUCCACGAUCAUGGAGUGGAUACGAUCGACGUGGUAAUCGCCAACGCGGGCAUCAGCAAGGCCCCUACCCCGGCUGCGGAGACACCAAUUGAAGACGUCCUCGACUGCUUCACUGUAAACGCCGUUGCGCCCUUGCUUCUAUUCCAGGCUACGUGGCGCCUCUUAGCGAGAUCGUCGACACCAAAGUUUGUCGUGAUCUCGAGUAUUGCCGGGAGUUUGGGCGAGGUCCCUCGGUAUGCCUCGCCCUGCGCGGCCUACGGCUCCUCCAAGGCCGCGGUCAACUUCAUGGUCCGCAGGAUUGGGAGAGAGAACGAAAGUCUAAUCGCCCUUGCUCUGCACCCAGGGUGGAUGCAAACGGAGAUGGGCAACGCUGCUGCGGUCAGGUUCGGAAAAAAGGAGGCCCCUGUCUCUGUCGCUGAGGCGACGGACUCCAUUCUCACUGAGAUUGACCAAGCGACCCGGGAGACUGCAGCUGCAUUCCGCACCUAUGAUCACAAGGAGCUUCCGUGGUGA